This is a messenger RNA of Desarmillaria tabescens, 555 nucleotides long. RefSeq lists its product as uncharacterized. The record is from RefSeq and is a predicted model, not a curated record. The transcript has 4 exons. NCBI's taxonomy places the organism in Eukaryota, Fungi, Basidiomycota, Agaricomycetes, Agaricales, Physalacriaceae. The annotation marks the transcript as partial. Gene Ontology annotation, molecular function: flavin adenine dinucleotide binding; oxidoreductase activity, acting on CH-OH group of donors.
CGCUAUGCCAAGGCUAGCAGUGACGAGGGCUGGGAGUGGGAGGCCUUGCAACCAUACAUCCGAAAGAAUGAACGUUUCGUCGCUCCUGCGAACUAUCACGAUAUAACCGGUCAAUUCGAUCCUGCUGCCUACGGCUUCGAUGGCAUUAACCUGCCUGGAUUCCCGAGGGGUACUGACAACCUGAUCAUACAGGCGACGUCAGAGUUGCCGGACGAGUUUCCGUUCAACUUGGAUUAUAAUUCGGGAUAUCAGCUGGGUAUUGGAUGGGCGCCGAUGACUGUCGGAAACGGUACUCGGAGUUCCUUGCAAGUGUCCCAUCUUGGACCUCAGUACAUCGGGAGGCGGAAUCUGCAUGUUUUGAUCAACGCCCAUGUUACCCGAAUCCUCCGCUCGUGUAUUGAAUAUAAUCACGUACCGCCAACAUUCGGUGCCGUGAAGUUUACUCAGGAUACUAGAGGUGAAGUGGGUCUGAAGGAGAUCAUCUGCUCCGCAGGAAGCGUCGGUACCCGGCAUAUUCUCCUUAACUCUGGCAUUGGUGACCGACCGAGCUGUUAG